Molecule: messenger RNA, 2850 nt
Organism: Tinamus guttatus (white-throated tinamou)
Lineage: Eukaryota; Metazoa; Chordata; Aves; Tinamiformes; Tinamidae
Gene: CHAF1A
Product: chromatin assembly factor 1 subunit A
Biological process (GO): nucleosome assembly
Cellular component (GO): CAF-1 complex; nucleus
Source: RefSeq, a predicted model, not a curated record
AUGCCGCCCCAGCCGGGGGCCUCGGGAGCUGCCGGAUCCCGCUGGGAUGAAGCCGCCAUCAGGGCACGUCUGAGCUCUGGGAUGAGGCGGAAGCAACUGCUGCCCGCGGCCGCUGCCCCGCGCAGGCUGGGGCAAGCCCGGUUGCCUUUCAAGCGCUUGAAUCCUGUCCCGAAGGAAAAAUACGAGGCAGAUUCGGAAGUGAAAAAAAUCAAGAGCUCGCCGGGCGGUUUUGGUGCCACCAAGGCUUCCUCCCUGGACACGGCGCAGGCGGCGCUGGACAACGUGGAGAACGACUGCCAGCUGGAUGCGGAUGCCGAUUUCACCCCAAAACUCGUUAACGGGAAGGGUCCGUUAGAUCAUUUUAUACAAAAAAACACAAAACACAACACAAAUGAACCUGUAAUCGUUAUUGAUCUGACAAAGGACUCUAGCCAUAGACUAAGUGACGAUGCGGACUGUGUUAAUUUAGCCUCGGAAGCAUCUUCGUCCAUAGGAAUAACUAAUGGCACGCUAGAAAAAGAUAGGAAGCAGUCGAGUUGUGUGAAUUCCCCUCAGAAUAGGCAAAUGGAUGAUUUGAUGGAGGCUGAUGCACCAUGUGAAGCCGUAGCAAAUAAACGGGAAGAACUGGUAGAUGAAAUCCAGGCUUGCUCUGGCUUGACGCAGUGUAACAGCUCGGAAAACACGAAGAGAAAUCAGGGUGAACUGAAGGAUGUCAUUUUCAAGGGGAAGAUGCCUGUAGUGGUUUUGGAGGAUAUUAUGACUGCAAAAUCUCCCCAAGUUGCUUCUGUGGAUGGAAGCGUCACAUCAGAAAACGAGACUGUGGAAUCAUCCCAUGAAGGAGACUCUGUACUUACUAACUCCUCCUUAAGUUCUCCCUCUGUGAGCUCCCCCGAGACCCAGCCUGCCGCAGAAAAAAGGAGAAAUUCUAGUCCUUUAGCUGUCUCAACACCUGUUAGGAAGGUAUCUCAGAAAUGCCACAAAAGCUCUGCAGAGAAGGAGAAGCUGAGAUUGCAAAGAGACCAAGAGCGCGCGGACAAACUGCAGAAGUUACAGGCAGAAAGAGAAGAAAAGGGAAGGCUGAAAGAAGAGGCGAAAGCCGCAAAAGAGCGAGCCAAGGAGGAGGCGAAGAAGAAGAAAGAGGAAGAGAAAGAACUGAAAGAGAAAGAAAGGAGAGAAAAGAAGGAGAAAGAAGAAAAGGAAAAAGCUGAGAAGUUAAGAGUGAAGGAAGAGAAACGCAAGGAGAGGCAGGAAGCUCUAGAGGCAAAGCUUGAGGAGAAAAGAAAGAAAGAAGAGGAGAAACGGUUAAAAGAGGAGGAAAAGCGUAUUAAUGCACAGAAAGCAGAGAUUACUAGAUUCUUCCAGAAACCAAAGACUCCACAAGCCCCCAAGAUUCUUGCUGGCUCUUGCGGAAAGUUUGCUCCUUUUGAAAUUAAGGAGAACAUGGUUUUAGCUCCCCUCUGUCGCAUUGCCCUUGAUCCAGACCUCUUGGAACAGCUGGACCAGCUCCUGCGUGCUCAGAAUAGUGAAGUUUCUUUCUUGAGGGAUCUGAAGUGUCGUAAACCACGAAAAACUGGACCUACUUUUGUCAGUAACAGCACCGACGAAGCCAACAGUGACGUGGUAGUAGUGGAUAACUGCCAAACGGAUGCUGUUCCCGAAAGGAGGAAAUUCGGUCGGAUGAAACUUCUGCAGUUUUGUGAGAAUCACCGACCCGCCUACUGGGGCACAUGGAACAAGAAAACCCCUCUGAUCCGGCCUAGGAACCCGUGGUCAAAGGAUGGUAAACUGCUGGAUUACGAAGUAGAUAGUGAUGAAGAAUGGGAAGAGGAAGAACCUGGAGAGAGCCUCUCCCACAGUGAAGGGGAUGAUGAAGAGGAAGGAGAGGAUGAAGACGAUGACGAUGGCUUUUUUGUACCCCAUGGGUAUCUAUCUGAAGAUGAAGGAGUGACAGAAGAGUGUGAUCCAGAGAAUCAGAAGGUUCGUCAGAAGCUGAAAGCAAAAGAGUGGGAUGAACUGAUGGCCAAGGGGAAGAGGUUCCAUAUUCUACAGCCUGUGAAGAUUGGCUGCAUCUGGGAAGGUGCAGAAAGCAACAGCAGCCCAAAUGCAGACAUAAAGGUGCUCCAGCAGUUUGCAGCAUGUAUCCUGGAUCUACCUGUUGUGGAGGAAGAGCAGCAGAUACAGAAAUGUAGCAAAAAAACAGCAAAAGAUCAGCAAACCCUCGGCCAGCUCCUGCCGCUGCUCCAUGGGAACGUGAACGGGAGCAAAGUGAUCAUCCAGGAAUUCCAGGAGUGCUGCCGGCAAGGACUGUUCAGCGACGAGGGCGGCGACGCGGGCCCCGCGAGUCCCCACGCGUCGCGGCCGCAGACGCCCGUGGGCGAGGACAGCGGCGUCCCCUCCAAAGCCCGGCUCAAGCGGCUCAUCUCCGAGAACGCCGUGUACGACAAGCGGCCCAAGUACAGGAUGUGCUGGUACGUCCACUCCGAGGUGCUCAAGAGCUUCGAGCAGGAGCACCUCCCCGUCCCCUGCCAAUGGAACUACGUCACCCAAGUGCCCUCGGCGGGGAAGGAGGAGGGUGGCAGCGCGCCGGGCGGCCCGGCGCCCGCGCAGACCCCGCUGGUGUCGGCGAAGAGGAGGCCCACGGGCAGCAUGUCCAUCACCAAGUUCAUGAAGAGGCCGCGGGGCGCCGAGCAGGCUGAAGCAGCGGAGACGGACGGGUUUCAGGCAGACACUGAGGAAGAUGAGGAAGACGAUGACUGCAUGAUCGUGGAUGUGCAGCCAGGCAAAGAUUCGACGUUGGCAGCUACAGAAUCCAAUGGCACAAUUAGAACAGCAGCAAGGAUUUACCUUUAG